Messenger RNA from Saxophila tyrrhenica, 900 nucleotides. RefSeq lists its product as uncharacterized. The record is from RefSeq and is a predicted model, not a curated record. Bases 1 to 900 code for a protein of 299 amino acids. Lineage: Eukaryota; Fungi; Ascomycota; Dothideomycetes; Mycosphaerellales; Extremaceae. The transcript has 4 exons.
AUGGACGACGUUCCGAGCGACAGUAUUCGCAGAGCAGAAACCAGCUUCUUCGCGAGUAAUAUCCUUCUUGUCCUGAUCCACGGCUGUUCAAGAGCCUCUACGGUCAUCUCCCUUUGGCGAGUAUGCCAGUCGACGCCUAGCUCAAAGUUCGCCAUCACCAUUUCCUUCACCAUCGUCGCCUGGUCGAUCGCAUCAAUCGUUGGGCUUGUAGUUCGACGUGCUGUGGGCGAGGAGUUCUGGAGACCUGUCGGUGCGGACUGCAACUUCGCUCUGUGGGCAUCCAUAUCGCUUUCCGGGCUCGCAAUUGAUGUGGCCAUGGCGGCCUGCGCACUUACUUUCAUUGCAGGAUUGCAGAUGGCAGUGUCAAAGAAGAUAUAUGCGCUGCUCGUCUUUGGGGCCGGAAUAUGCACAAUCAUACCGAACGGCUACGGCUUAGCCUACCUUCAUCGCCACGUCGACGAGAUCGCUCGCGAUGCAAGCAUAUCUUCUGCUCCUUUUGUCAACGCAAAUCAAGCCGCGAUCGCCGUGGCCGUAUGGACCAGGGCCUUCGAGACAGCACGGAAGCUCCAGCAAGAUAUGGGUUAUGCUUCCUGCGGUCUAGCCAGCUUCUCUGCAAGCGACUAUAUCCGGGGAACCCAAGCCAGUCGCACGAGAGCCUUCUAUGCAGGAGGCUCCAAGCACUCCCGCACAGCUCAAGCUUCGGCUUCAAGACCGAGACGCACCGUUUCGGAGGAUGAGUUGCGACUACGACCGCGCGCGGGCGAUGAUCGCAUCUCGAUCAUGGCAAGAGAUGGAACUGAUGCAACGGGUGUGAGCGUGAAGAGCUCUAGUGCCAUUGGCGGGAUCAAUGUCAGGCAAGAGUUCGGUUGGUCUGUGGAUGAUAGCCAUAGUGAGAGAUAG